This is a messenger RNA of Periconia digitata, 387 nucleotides long. Lineage: Eukaryota; Fungi; Ascomycota; Dothideomycetes; Pleosporales; Periconiaceae. The record is from the annotation of a GenBank genome assembly.
AUGACUUCUCUAACUUGUUUGUCUCUCACAGCAAGCUUUGCAUCUAGCGUGCCGCACGUGCCUUGUCCCUUCAUGGAUCCCGCUCAGGAGGAAAAGAUUCUGGCCUCAGAACACGGUGACUACCUAUCUGCUGGAAAAUACACAGAUUUCACGAUCAAAUGCGGAAGCCUUGAAAAAAAGGUUCAUAAGCUAAUCCUUGGCUCAAAAUCGCCUUUCUUUGCCAAACUGUUUGAACACCACUGGAAGGAAGCUGAGACCAAUGUGGUCAGCUUGGACGAAGACGACCCAGCCGUGGUAGAGCUGUUCCUACAAUAUCUAUACAACCAAGAAUACGAGCCAAUCAAGCAAGUGGUCAAUAUAGCAGGUGCAGAUAAUGUAUACUAUUAA